AACCAAACCCAUUACAACGUCGCCCCUCCUCUUCUACGUUUCCUUUUGCUUCCCCUCCAGUUCUAGGGCUCUUUGCCCCAAAACCCUCACCCUUACCGUAACCCUAACCCUAAAAUGGAUCCAUCGAAGAGGAAGCGCGGCCGCAAGCCGAAGCCCCCCGUGGCGGAGACCAUGGACCUCCAGAAGCCUGGCUCCGGCGCCGCGCCGUCGCCCUCCGCCCUCGACGACGGCGAGGCCGCCUCCGAGCUCUCCUCGCCGCGGCCCCUCAAGGGGCGCGGCCGGCCCCGGAAGACGCGGCGCCAGGGCCGCUCCGCAGCCGCCGUCGGCGGCGGCGACGACGACGUGGGCGACAAGGGUCCCUCGUCCCCCCACCGUAGGGGCUCGCAGGUCGUCGCCGCCAACGGGGAGGUCCUGCCGAUCGUCGGCGUGGAGCCACCGCCGCCGCCAAGGUGGGACCAGGUGGUGAAGGUGAUGCCCUCCAUGGACGCCGUCGUCAAGGUGUUCUGCGUGCACACCGAGCCUAAUUUCUCGCUGCCGUGGCAGCGGAAGCGGCAGUAUAGCUCAAGUAGCAGCGGCUUCAUUAUCUCGGGGCGGCGGGUGCUGACGAAUGCCCAUUCGGUGGAGCACUACACGCAGGUUAAGCUGAAGAAGCGUGGGUCUGAUACCAAGUAUGUGGCGACCGUGUUAGCCAUUGGGACAGAGUGCGAUAUUGCAAUGUUGACCGUCAGUGAUGAUGAAUUCUGGGAAGGCGUUCCUCCAGUGGAGUUUGGAUCAUUGCCUGCCCUCCAGGAUGCUGUUACUGUUGUUGGCUAUCCUAUUGGAGGAGACACAAUCUCUGUAACAAGUGGUGUUGUUUCAAGAAUAGAGAUACUAUCUUAUGUCCAUGGCUCCACAGAACUUUUAGGCUUGCAGAUUGAUGCAGCUAUAAAUUCAGGAAAUUCAGGCGGUCCUGCUUUUAAUGACAAAGGCAAAUGUGUUGGCAUAGCAUUUCAGUCUCUUAAACAUGAAGAUGCAGAGAAUAUUGGCUAUGUCAUACCUACUCCUGUUAUCAUGCACUUCAUUCAAGACUAUGAGAAGUCAGGAGAAUAUACAGGGUUCCCUAUACUUGGCGUCGAAUGGCAGAAAAUGGAAAAUCCUGAUCUCCGCAAAGCCAUGGGAAUGAAGUCAGACCAGAAGGGUGUGCGUGUGAGGAGAGUAGAGCCUACUGCACCAGAGUCGCAGUGUUUGCAGCCAUCUGAUAUUAUUCUGAGCUUUGAUGGUGUUCAUAUUGCUAACGAUGGAACAGUUCCUUUCAGACAUGGUGAGCGCAUUGGGUUUAGUUAUCUUGUUUCUCAGAAGUAUACUGGCGAGAAGGCUGUGGUUAAAGUUUUACGUAAUUCAAAAGUUCAUCAAUUCAACAUAAAGCUUGCGACUCACAAAAGGCUUAUUCCUGCUCACAUUAAGGGGAAGCCUCCAUCAUAUUAUAUUAUUGCUGGCUUCGUCUUUACAACCGUCUCUGUUCCUUAUCUUCGUUCAGAGUAUGGCAAGGAUUACGAGUACGAUGCACCUGUCAAGUUGUUGGACAAGCAUCUGCAUGCAAUGUCACAAUCACCUGAUGAACAGCUGGUGGUGGUUUCCCAGGUUCUUGUAGCAGAUAUUAAUAUUGGUUAUGAAGAUAUUGUCAACACUCAGGUACUUGCUUUCAAUGGUCAACCAGUUAAAAAUCUGAAAAGCUUGGCGGCCAUGGUAGAGAAUUGCCAGGAGGAGUUUUUGCAGUUUGAUUUGGAAUACCAACAGAUUGUAGUACUCGAGACAAAGACUGCGAAGGCUGCAACGCAGGACAUUCUUACGACACACUGCAUACCUUCGGCAAUGUCUGAGGAUUUAAUGACAUGAGGGGAAGCAACAUGGAGAUUGAGGCACCAUGUCCUUUUUAUUGCGGAAAUUCUGAUGCCAAAUUUCAUUUUUCUUUCCUCUACCCCACC
This is a messenger RNA of Ananas comosus (pineapple), 1964 nucleotides long. Its product is annotated as protease Do-like 9. The record is from RefSeq and is a predicted model, not a curated record. NCBI's taxonomy places the organism in Eukaryota, Viridiplantae, Streptophyta, Magnoliopsida, Poales, Bromeliaceae. Gene Ontology annotation, biological process: proteolysis. Gene Ontology annotation, molecular function: serine-type endopeptidase activity; protein binding. Bases 115 to 1875 code for a protein of 586 amino acids. The transcript is spliced from 8 exons.